AUGGAAGACUCUGGAGACUUAUUCAGAUUUAUACCAAAUAACCCAGAAGAAAGGAGCAGUAAAAGAUCAGCGGAUGCUAAUACACUACAUAUAUUCAUAAUAUAUGAAAAUACCAUCAAAAGCCGAUUCCGGCCACGGCGGCCAAUCUCAAUGAUUAGCCAACUGCGCAGGAGAUAUUAUAGUGCUCGAGUGUACGCGCAGACACAAGUCUCUAUUCAUAUCGCUCUCAUACUCCGGUGGGACGACCACUCGACACGACCGGUGAGAGGUAAGGCGCAGGACCGACGGCUUUACGUGCUCUCCGAGGCACGGGGG
Messenger RNA from Brenthis ino (lesser marbled fritillary), 315 nucleotides. The record is from the annotation of a GenBank genome assembly. NCBI's taxonomy places the organism in Eukaryota, Metazoa, Arthropoda, Insecta, Lepidoptera, Nymphalidae.